Atta colombica is the source of this 854-nucleotide messenger RNA. RefSeq names its product ras-related protein Rab-34 (gene RabX5). The record is from RefSeq and is a predicted model, not a curated record. NCBI's taxonomy places the organism in Eukaryota, Metazoa, Arthropoda, Insecta, Hymenoptera, Formicidae. The coding region runs from base 45 to 854 and encodes 269 amino acids. Gene Ontology annotation, molecular function: GTPase activity; GTP binding. The transcript is spliced from 7 exons.
GAGCGCAUUCUUAUUAUUUCAUCAAGCGUUCCGAUUCGAAGAGAAUGAUGUUGGAAACACGCUCCGCGACUUACAAAAUGAUGAAAGAAGAAGCCAAUGAUGAGAGGCAGAUAACCGAUUGGCCACCACCAUUUUCAUCUGAGACCACACCAUAUAACGAGAAUGAUUUCGGCACUUUGAUUAGACGGACUUGCGAGAACAAGAGCUUGACUCUCCGAAUUUCUAAGGUGAUCGUCAUAGGCGAUGUCGCCGUCGGCAAGACAUCGUUGGUGAACCGCUUCUGCCACAGACUCUUCGACAACAAUUACAAGGCCACUAUCGGCGUGGAUUUCGAGGUGGAGAGAUUCGACAUCCUUGGCGUACCUUUCCAUUUGCAAAUAUGGGAUACUGCGGGUCAGGAAAGGUUCAAGUGCAUAGCGGCGUCUUAUUAUCGCGGUGCUAAUGUAAUCAUGAUCGUUUUCGAUUUGGGAAACUUGAUGUCGUUAAUGCAUUGCCAGCAAUGGUUGAAUGAGGCAAGUCGCAGCAACAUUGGUCCUUAUCAUAUUUUUCUAGUCGGCACUAAAAAAGAUCUAUUAACUCAUCCAGUAUACGAAAUAAUCGAAAAACGGGCGAUUGAAGCAGCGAAGAGAAUGCGAGCGGAAUAUUGGGCGGUCUCGUCGAGAACGGGUAACGGGGUGUUCGAAUUGUUUACACGAGUCGCUGCGCUCUCCUUUCAUACAAUGGUCUUGCGUGAAAUGCAAAGUUUGAAGCUCGAGCCGAUCAACAUCGGUUCGGCGAUGAUAAGUUUGAAAAAACACUCGAAGACCGAGAUGAAGCGACAAAGAAUGCCAAAGUGCUCCAAAUGUCCGACAUGA